AUGAGCUAUAUCCAUCCUUCCUGGAACUACCCAGGCCACACAGGUCUCCCAAUGGACCAUACCCUCGCCUACGAUCCUUCUAUGGCCCCCCCUCCUAUGAUGCACCACCCCAUUGACGGCUAUCUAUACCCUCAUCCGCCCAUGGAGAUGAUGGACUAUUACCACCAACCAAUUAUGGACUACGAUGAAUAUACAGAGAACUUGUCCCGCCCACGUUUGACUAAGGAACAAGUCGAGACCUUGGAAGCUCAAUUCCAGGCUCACCCCAAGCCAAGCAGUAAUGUCAAGCGUCAAUUGGCAGCUCAAACCAAUCUAAGCCUACCUCGUGUUGCUAAUUGGUUCCAAAAUCGACGUGCCAAAGCCAAGCAACAGAAACGCCAAGAGGAAUUUGAGAAAAUGCAAAAGGCAAAGGCGGAGGCCGAGGAGGCUGCUCGUCGCAAGUCGGACGCCUCGGACCAACCGUCGGAGUCCAAGGCUUCUGCUUCCAAGGAGGUGGAGAACACACCAAGUCCCAAGAAGUUAGCCAAGGAGGAAGCUAUUGCAAAGGCUGAAGAAAAUAAGAAGCAUCAUAAAACGAAGAGUGAGUCCGCCCGUGACGCAACCUUCGCCUCAUUGCAGCGAGCACUGAACGCCGCAGUUGCUGCUCGGGAUCGCUUCACGCGACGAGGCUCGCACGCCAAGUGUGAGUCUCCUCUUAAGGAAGAACCCAUUUCCCCUACGUCGAUGGCGCCACCCAAGGCGACCCCUAGUACACACGACAAUAAGGCCCAAGCCUCCUUCAACCAUUCUUACCAAGAUUGGUCUGACGAGAAAGAGUCGAGUCAAUGGACACCGCCCCACGGCCAUUCCGAUGCUAGCCAAUUUCCCUCUACUAGUCAAGCAUUCUCUGAGAUCCCCAGCUCUUCCCAUGCUAUGCAUCAAAAUGUGAAUACGUUCGCCGGUACCCAGUUCCCUGUGGACGAGGAUUGGGUUGAGACUCCCAAGGAUCAUCAUGCCGCGCAUGGUAUGGCAUCCGAUGCCACCCUUAGUUACACAAACCUGCAAUACCCCCUGUCAAUGCAGGCUCCCGACAUCUCCGUCACUCGCCGCGAGUCUUCUAGUGCCCUCACGGCUUCUCUGGAAGGAAUUGGCAUUUGCACCCCCGGGUCUUCUGGUCAAGCUUCGGGAGAAGCAUCAUGGAAAGAACCAGGCAAAGAGCUGGAUCUUGCUGCACGACGAAAGCGCCCUCGUCCUGCUGCCAUUGGAACUUCCAACACUCGUUCCCUGGCAAAUUCUACCUCAAUGUCCUCCCUCUCACCCACUAGCCGUAUGCCUAGCUCGGGUGCUGGAAACUCGAUGAGGCAUUCCAAGUCAACUCAGAGUCUGAACAACAGAUACGCUGGUGUUCGUAAGGCGUCAGCGGCCCAGAGAUCUCCUCUGAACUUCACAUUUGCCGAGUCCGGCUCCAUGAAGUCAAGCAAGGCUGAGAUGCUGCGACCUUCAGUCUCAUCAACGACGCUGGCUCCACCAACCCCCUUGACUCCUCAGGACUUCCAACAUUUCAUGCCAGCUUCACCAACCGACAGUUAUUGCUUGUCAGCACAUUCGACUACACAAUUCUUCCCUUCCUCUCAACCCAUGCAGGUGAACAUUGCCUCGCCUCCGGCCACACCCCUUGACAUGUACUCUUCUUUCCCUUACCAAAAUGCGGCCCCGCCAAUGUCAGCCCCAGCACAAGUUAGCACAUUCCCUGAAUAUGUAAGCUGUGACCCAGUUCCCAUGACCGCCCGAAGCUGGGCAGAUGCCACUGCCCUGUCCUCGCCAGACUUCCAGGCUAGUCUCCAGGUGCCCCACUCAAACACGGUGUCGCCCAUUGGUUAUGAUGCUCCUAUUGAUCAUCAUGGGCAUGGUUUUAUGGGGUCGGUCUCCGGCUCUCCAUCCUUAAUCUACUCCAUUGAGGAUUCCGAGAUGCCUAUAUCAGCUGAUGGAGGAGACAGAAAGGCGUCUGAGUUCACCAUGCACGGUUUACGUGAUCAGCAUGAAGCUCAGCGGUAUGCCGCUCAACAUAUGGGCUCCAUGCACAAGCCGAAGGCGUACCCUUUUGCUAACAACGCUCCACCUAACAACUACCCUUGA
Penicillium angulare is the source of this 2115-nucleotide messenger RNA. RefSeq names its product homeobox domain-containing protein. The transcript has 2 exons. Lineage: Eukaryota; Fungi; Ascomycota; Eurotiomycetes; Eurotiales; Aspergillaceae. The record is from RefSeq and is a predicted model, not a curated record. Gene Ontology annotation, cellular component: nucleus; RSC-type complex. Gene Ontology annotation, molecular function: DNA binding; DNA-binding transcription factor activity, RNA polymerase II-specific. Gene Ontology annotation, biological process: regulation of transcription by RNA polymerase II. Bases 1 to 2115 code for a protein of 704 amino acids.